Messenger RNA from Drosophila eugracilis, 1892 nucleotides. RefSeq names its product zinc finger C2HC domain-containing protein 1C. The record is from RefSeq and is a predicted model, not a curated record. NCBI's taxonomy places the organism in Eukaryota, Metazoa, Arthropoda, Insecta, Diptera, Drosophilidae. The coding region runs from base 653 to 1795 and encodes 380 amino acids. The transcript is spliced from 5 exons.
AGCGCGCAAACUUCUAAGCAAACAGUCGCCAGUGCGGGCUGCUCGAAAACCUCAAAACAAAUAUCAAAAGCCAGAGAAACAGCGACACAAAUCGAAGCCGAAACACUCGAGACACAAGACACACGCGGCGUAUGCGUAAUUACAGUCCAUCAACAGCUGGCCAGUUGCCCACAGAGGAGCCACCACCUAUCCUUCAGUGACCCACUUCGAGGUCCGGCUCUAAAGUUCAAUCCUCGUUUAAGUGCCUUCUUUGUGUGUCAAUAAACUCGCGUGCCCAGUGUCCACUCCCUCAAACCAGCCCCCCAGGUCAACAGAGCCCACUCCCAACAGCUCCGGUCUGGAGGUAUUUCUCCAUCCAGCUGAUCGGCACCCACGUCCAUCCAAGUCCACUGACGCCUCCUGGCGACAUUUAUCGGUCGGCCUUUUGCUGCUGCUGCUGCCGUUUUGUUUGUUUUAUGCCAAAUCGCGUGACUCACCCGAGAGACUGGGUCUGAGUCUGAGUCUAAGUCUGAGCCGGGUCUGCCGUAACGAAACACUUUGAGCCCAGCUCAGUCGCGUCAUCACCACCUUGGCCAGAGCCCACACACGAAUAUCGCAGCGAUCGCAUCGAAUUCAACUGGCUGGCGUCGAAUUGAAUAUACUCCAUUUGGCGAUGGCGUCAGAAGGUUCCGGAGAGAUGAAGACUUCAAGGUUGGCGCAAAUGCAGAUGCGUUUUCAGCAGCGGACUCAGCUGGAGCAGGAGGUCCGUCGGCGGGAGCUAUUGGGCACCAAGACAAAAGCCGAAAGUCUGGCCACAGGGGCGCCAAGUGCCGCCACCACCAGGCUGAUUGGCAAUGGGAAAGUGCGUCAGAUGUUCGAUGAGCGACGUCGAGGAGCUGGCAUUGAUCGCAGUAAUCCCCUUAAGCCGAUCGGUACUCUUCCGUCGCCUCCCGCCCAAGCAAAAACCCGCUCACAGCCACCGACACAACGGCUCAUUAAGGGAAUAUCUGAGAUGAACCUAAGGGAUCAACCCAAUGACAGCAAGCGCAUUACUAGCGAUAGCAAUAACAAUAAGUAUGCCACUGUUCGGACUGUGAACCGAAACCUAAAGCCAGUGGUUACCCGGAAGACACCGCCUGCCCAGGAGGCGACGCUUCCCCAGCGAUCCGUAUCCUCGCCGCAACGCAGCCCCAAAAUGCAGAAAUCAAAUCGGUUAACUGGUGGUGCUAUCUCGCAAGCCAGUCGACAGUCUCCGCCAGUGGUUCGACGGGCGGAGACUAAGUCCGCUGUUAAAAAGGUCAACAUGGAGACCCCGUCGAAAGCCCCAGAUGGCACCGCCCUAUGCCGGCACUGUGGACGUCAUUUUAACACAGAUCGACUAGAGAAGCACGAAGCGGUGUGCCAACGCAUGAUGAACACCAAACGCAAGAUCUUCGAUGCCUCCAAGCAGCGGGUCGAGGGCACCGAAGCCGAAAAGUACAACAAAAAAGGAAAGGGAAAUCGCACCCGAACCACGUACACUAGUGCUGCCCAGCAGAAGGGCCUGACCACCGGGGUGAAAAAGAACAACUGGCGCAAGAAGCACGAGGAGUUCAUUCAGUCGAUACGGGCCGCUAAGCAGGUUCAACAGCACUUGGCACGUGGCGGUAAACUGAGCGACCUGCCACCUCCGCCGCCUUCAGAGAAUCCCGACUACAUCCAGUGCCCACACUGUCAACGAAGAUUCAACCAACAGGCCGCCGAGCGACAUAUUCCCAAGUGCGCCGACAUGUUACACAACAAGCCCAAGAAUGGUCCCCCGCCAAAGAGGCGUUGAUGGUUAUUAGGAAUCGGUAAUAGCUGAUCUGUGGUUGAUAACAGUGAGCAUUCCCAUACUUUUACUUGUGAUAAAGAAAUUUGAUGAUUGGAACGAA